Messenger RNA from Argiope bruennichi, 2258 nucleotides. Its product is annotated as peroxidase-like. The coding region runs from base 155 to 2086 and encodes 643 amino acids. The record is from RefSeq and is a predicted model, not a curated record. Gene Ontology annotation, molecular function: heme binding; peroxidase activity. NCBI's taxonomy places the organism in Eukaryota, Metazoa, Arthropoda, Arachnida, Araneae, Araneidae. Gene Ontology annotation, biological process: response to oxidative stress. The transcript has 14 exons.
UCAAAGUCAAAAAAUAACCAAUCUUUCUCACAAAUAAGCAGGGAACUGCUUCUGCGCGUUUUGUGUUUAUGUAGCAAGACAUCUGCUUUUAUGAACUGCUCCAGGAAAGUAGCAUAUUCCUACCCCGAUGAGUUUUGAAAUUUCCUCGGAAUAAAUGAUUCUCAGAUUCCUUGUCACCGCUGGAUUAAUUCCUUUAAUAUUGUUGACUGAAGCUGCAGCUGAUACAUCAAAUAAUAGUCCCAAUGGCAAAGUUUACUUUUAUUCCAGACAUCCAGCAAAUGAAGCAUCUGGGGAGUUCAUGGAGGAUAAUGAUUCUAAAUCUAGGAGCAAUACAAUGAAUUAUAACGGUGAAAAAGGGAAUUCUCCUAGUUUAUUUCCAGAUGACCAAAUACAAUGUCAAAUCAAACAACAUAUCACGUGUGAUCCUUCUUACCCAUACAGAACAAUGAAUGGAAGUUGUAACAAUUUAGCUCAUCCAACAUGGGGCGUUUCAAACGGAUGCUACUUGAGAUUUCAACCAGCAUUUUAUGAGGGAAAAGGCAACUUCCGGAAAUCUGUAACUGGAAAUCCAUUACCUGAGCCUCGAGAUAUCAUUGUGAAUAUUUUCAAGGAUGUUCACCGACCUUCUACAAAAGUUUCUUUCAUGUUCACUGUCUAUGGCCAAAUUUUAGCCCACGAUUUAUCUAGGGCCGAAGUACCAAAUUUGGAUACAGACUGCUGUUCUUCAGAAUCUUAUAAAUAUCCGUAUUGCGCAGCCAUCUCAGUAAGGCCUAACGAUCCAUUCUUUGCUCAAUAUAACCAAACCUGUUUGUUUAUGCACAGGACUGAAGUAUGUGUAGACUGCAGUGCCUUUAGUAAUGAACAGGUUAAUGCUGCAACAUCUCCGUUGGAUGCUUCUAUUGUAUAUGGUUCUGGUGAUAGAAAAGCUAUGAAAAUACGUACUUAUGAUGGUACAGGUAAAUUGCUUUCAAAUCAAACUGAAAAUGGGGAAAUCCUGCCUACUGACCAUCAUGCUGCUAAACUGUUUUGCCCUCGUCAGAAAAAUUGCUUUUUAACUGGAGAUAAACGUGUGAAUCAACAUGCCUUCCUUUCUUCCAUGGAGACACUUUUCAUGCGCGAUCAUAACAGGGUAGCAACAAAACUGAAGAAGCUAAAUCCACAUUGGGAAGAAGAAAGAUUGUAUCAGGAAGCCAGAAGAAUAGUCAUUGCAAAUCUGCAGUGCAUCACCUACAAGGAAUAUUUACCUCAACUGCUUGGUCCAUAUAUUAUGAGAAAAUUUGAUUUGGGUGUGAGAAAUACGUCAGAUGGAACAGAAUACAAUCCAAACAUUCAAAAUGGUGUUAGGAAUGAAUUCGCAAAUGCAGGCUUCCGACUCCAUAGCAUGAUUCCAAAGAAUACAGGCUCAUUCGGUUUAAAAUUCAGACACGCGUACCAAAAUCCAGAACUAAUUAUAAAUGGCCAUUUGGAGAAAAUAACACAAGGAGCCUGUAAGGUGCCAUCCGAAAAAUAUGACCAUCAUUAUGUGAUUGAUGCCACAGAUUACUUGGGCCUGUAUGCUGGAGGAGUACAGUUUGGUACUGAUCUGGCCUCCAUUGAUAUUCAGCGGGGUAGAGAUCAUGGUUUGGCACCUUACGUAGUCAUGGUGAGAUUUUGCUCUGAAGGACGAGUGAACAUUAAGACCUUUGAUGACCUUGCACCUUUGCUGAUGCCACAGAAAAGAGCAGAAAUGUUGAAGAAACACUACGAGUCGGUAGAAGAUGUAGACUUAUACGUAGGAAUGAUGUUGGAAAACAGAUUUCCGGGAUCUGAAGUCGGCCCAACAGCUGCCUGUCUCAUCUCCAAGCAGUUCUAUUUCACCAAGUUUGGAGAUCGAUUUUAUUUCGAGCAUGAAGGAGAAGUGCCUUCUUUCUCUGAAGCCCAAAGAAAUUCUCUUAAGCAAUGCUCCCUGGCUCGAUUUUUGUGUGAUAAUUUAAAUAUCACCCAAGUGCAGAAGUAUCCUAUGCUUAUUCCUAGCUCAAAAAAUCCUGAAGUACUUUGUAGCGAUAUUCCCAAAAUCAAUCUCACACAUUGGGGAGAAACUCCGUAGAGUAAAAAUAGCAAUUGAAUUUUGGUUUAUUCUUUCUGAUUCAUUUAUUACUAUUCUGAAGAAGAUGAAUGUAAUUGUCAUGACUUAGCUUCUUUCAUUUGUAUACUUACUUUAUUUUCUUAUUUGAUUCUGUAAUAAAAAAAAAUUGCAAAUAAAACUUUAUUUUUCAAUA